Molecule: messenger RNA, 1378 nt
Organism: Suillus paluster
Lineage: Eukaryota; Fungi; Basidiomycota; Agaricomycetes; Boletales; Suillaceae
Product: eukaryotic integral membrane protein-domain-containing protein
Exons: 6
Coding region: 186-1244 (352 amino acids)
Biological process (GO): retrograde vesicle-mediated transport, Golgi to endoplasmic reticulum
Cellular component (GO): membrane; Golgi apparatus
Source: RefSeq, a predicted model, not a curated record
AAGUAAACAGCCACAAAUUCGCAGUAGUUUGCCCUGCGACAUUGGGCUCAUUCAGUGCAACAGGUUCAAGGACGCUCUCGACAACGGCCGCGGUCUCUAGCACACUCUCGUGAGCUUUGAUUAUAACUGGGAUCUUUAUUAGCCAUACCCGACGAUCUUCCCUGAUUUUGAUUUAACGUGUCGCAAUGGCUAUCCUUUCGACACCGCUGCAAUACAUCAAUUCUGUACCACCAGUGACGCGUUUUUUCACCGUGGCCACCUUAGCUUCCUCGGCAUUGUAUCUUUGGAUAAAAUGGACAACAGAUGCUCCCUUGGUUCCCUACCUGACAAUGGUACCUGGAACAAGCCUAUUCUUUCCUUGGACACUUGCAACCUCAGCCCUGGUCGAAAUAAGCGUCAUCGAGCUCAUCAUCUCACUUCUUGUCAUUCCUGCUUCGUUAAGUUAUUUUGAGCGCCUGUGGGGGACUGUCGAAACUUUGAAGUUUAUUGUCGUAUGCGUGACCGGACCGAAUAUCAUCGCGUUCGCCUUCAACUGGAUUGAAUUCGCUGUGUUGCGCAAUGCCGAGUUGUUCUUGUAUGGCAUGGAGUAUCACGGUCACAUGGCACUAUUUAUCAGCCUGCUCGUUGCAUUUACUCAAGUUAUCCCCGAGCACCAAGUUCAAAUUUUAGGCUUUAUCAAAGCUCGCGUCAAGACGCUUCCUAUGGCAUACUUGACUUUUUCGACCAUUAUGACAAUAAUUGGCUUCCAAAGCCCAUAUAUUCUCAUUCAGUUUGGCUGGUUUGUGUCGUGGAUAUACCUCCGCUUCUACAAGCGCAAUGUCGGCGACUCCUUAGGAGGGGCAGUGACAUAUGGAGAUCGGAGCGAAACAUUUGCUCUGACGAGCUGGUUCCCUCCAUUCCUCCACACGCCGUUAUCAGUGCUCGGAAACACUGUAUUCAAAAUCGCAACGCGUUUCCACCUUAUUCCUACUUCUGUGCCUCAUGACAUUGAGUCCGGAGGAUAUAGCCAGGUGCCAGGUGGAGCUCGAGCCGAAGCUGAAAGGCGACGGGCACUUGCACUGAAGGCACUUGACCAACGGCUGGCCAACUCCUCCAGUGGUUCGCCAACCCAGAGUGGAGCAUCUCAAGCCCAGUCUUCUCGACCCUCACCCGUUGUGCCUGCUCCGGCACAAAAUGAAAGAAAACCUAGUCCUGUAGAGAUGGACGUGGCCGACACGUCAGGCUCCGACGAUGAGAGACGAUAGUGUCCGGCCUAAUGACCAGCUUUAGCAGCUAAUAUCCAUGGAGCACAUCUCACCUCGUCGUUUCUAUUCACACUUUGUGAAUUACAUAAGUUGCAAUAUAUGAUUACGUAAUAUACCAAUGCUGUUUGACCACG